Aspergillus thermomutatus is the source of this 1857-nucleotide messenger RNA. RefSeq lists its product as uncharacterized. The record is from RefSeq and is a predicted model, not a curated record. The coding region runs from base 1 to 1857 and encodes 618 amino acids. Lineage: Eukaryota; Fungi; Ascomycota; Eurotiomycetes; Eurotiales; Aspergillaceae. Gene Ontology annotation, molecular function: DNA binding; protein binding. The transcript has 3 exons.
AUGAAGCAGCGAUGCCAUGUUGCCCUAAACACUGGUCGCCAGCGGUUCUAUGGUGUUCGGGAGGAGUAUCGAGUCACAGGUGUGCUGCUCAUUGCGCUAGACCAGGAGAUGCGUGAACAUGGGUGGGCUAUGGAGCCCUUACAGGUCCCAUCUACCACUCCACCCUUCUUCCACCUCCGGAGCGAUUGCUUCCUGGGUUGGCUGCAAUGGAAUAUUAAUAAAAUGUGUGUUGGGUUUGAAAUGACAUACAGCCUGCAGCCACGGCAGGUUGUCCACUGGGAGCAUACUCGAGUGAUGAUGAUGUUCCUGCAAUGUCUGCUCCAAGGGUAUGGUGGGCAAGGUAACCACCUGCGGCGGAGUAAUGGGCUUUGGCUGGACCGGCGGGUUGGGCGACCACCAGAUGGCUCAGAUAUAGCACCGAUCCAAGAGGGGAUGGGCAUGAGCCUAACACUUGAGCAGUCCGGCUAUGCCUGGAUCCAAGAUGGAAAAAUUGACUGGGAUUCAAUGACUUUUCAUCCACAGCACCGUGCUUAUAUUGUCUUCAACACUCCAAGCCUCCAGUCUACAUAUGUUUCUCAGUACUGGGCAGUGGUUCGCACUAAAACAGACUUCCUACAGUUCCAUGACAUUUUCUCCCGGAUGAAGGACCUCCGCAGUGACCUCCCACAAUCAUCACAGCUUCUCCAGCUCCUCAUCCACCUUUGUCUGGAAGUGUUCCGCAAGGAUCUCUUUCAAACACUAGCAGACCUUCAUGUCCGGCAGCCUCUGCAUCCGGACGGCCUAGCAGCUGGCUGCCGUGGAGAGGUGCCAUUAACCCUCCAGGGGUUCACUCAAGUGUUCCGCGAUGGUUUCUUAAAAUCUGAUCUGCACUUUGUGACUGGAACAAAGAUGAAGGUUACCAGCAUUAAGGUGCUUUUUACUUGGCUUUGGGGCUGGGAUGGCUUUCAGAUGCGGGUUGCGUUUACAAGAGCUCCUGCCACUCUCCGACGUGUUGGUCCUGACCGGAAGAAGUCUUAUGUUCUCUAUGAAGAUAUGUCAAAGGAAGAAUACAUCAGUUGGUGGAUACAGACCCAGUAUGCAAGUAUAGAAGAUCAGAGAAAGAAGAUUCGCUGGGAUGGCAAGCGCUCCUCAGAUGCCUGGAAGAAUUUCAACCAGGUAGCCCAUCAUAUUUCUGGACAACCCAAGGUUAUGUGUCGCAGGUGUGGUACUGUUCUUCCUCACCCCCAUGAACACUCAAACGGGACGAACUCUAUGAAACGCCAUUAUACUGGGGAGAAAUGUCGAAGAGCCGCCAACAAUGCUGCUGAGCAGCAAAGUAUACAGCAAUCACUUGCCUUUGCAGCUCUUGAAUGGGCGUGUGCCAACGGUGAAGAACAGACUAUGGAACUCGCAUUAAGGAAUCUUGAUCACCCUAACAAUGCGUUCUACUAUGGGAUGGCCUUUUAUUACGCAAUUAAACAUGGGGAUAAAAAAUUAGCCACACAUUUCCUUCCAGAACUCAAAAAAGAUCCUCUUCAAUAUGAGGAUUGGGUUUUAGAGGCCCUUCCAGAGGCGGCAGAAAACGGCGAUGAGAGUAUUAUCAGGCUCUUAAUUAAGGAGGGUGCUCUGACUGAACCUGAUACAAGGAUUGGGUUUGCCCUUCAAAAGUCAGCAAGAAAUGGCCACCUAGGCAUUGUCCAGCUCUUAAUCAAUGGGGGCGCUGAUAUCAAUGAUUAUGAGCAAUUUGAAGACACUGCUCUCAUAGCAGCCGCCGCAAGUGGUUGGAAUGAGCAGAUGUUCAGCAACAUAAUUAUUGCGGCUGUUAUGCUCUUGAUAUGGCUGCCCGCAACGGGGACCUUGAUAUGGUUAACACCCUAG